Molecule: messenger RNA, 619 nt
Organism: Suricata suricatta (meerkat)
Lineage: Eukaryota; Metazoa; Chordata; Mammalia; Carnivora; Herpestidae
Product: growth arrest-specific protein 7-like
Exons: 4
Coding region: 269-604 (111 amino acids)
Molecular function (GO): protein binding
Source: RefSeq, a predicted model, not a curated record
ACAGAGCAGGGCGGGGGCUGGGAGGGGGCCCCAGCCUUCGACAGGGAUGUCCUGCACCGUUGCCGUCUGUCAGGGACUGGUGGCAGCGUUUCAGAAACAUCGGCCCUGCUGGGUCGGUUGGAAGCGCACCCCUUGCUGACUGGCGGAAGCCGCCCCAGCCUCUGGCAGCCUGACCCUGUGCGCCCUGCCUGCGGUUCAGAACCCGCUAGGACUCGCCGGGAGCCGGCCCUCGGCCGCAGGUCUCUGAGUGGAGUGUAAGGUAACGGAGAUGAGCUUCCUUGGCACGAAGGCCUGCUGCCCCUGGAUCUUUGGUGCCCGUGAACCUGCACCUGGCGGCCUCCACGCUGGACCGGCCGGAUCGCAGCCUCAGAAACCUGGAAUGGUCCCCCCGCCGCCGGGAGAGGAAAGCCAGAUCGUCGUCCUUCCGCCAGGCUGGCAGAGCUACCUGUCUCCUCAGGGGCGGCGCUACUAUGUCAACACGACCACCAAUGAGACCACCUGGGAACGCCCCAGCAGUUCUUCUGGGAUUGCAGCCAGCCCUGGCCCUCACAGGAGCUCUUUGCCUCCAACAGGUGACCCGUGGAAGAGUCGAAAUAAUGAAUGAGUGAAUGCAUGCCUG